UCUCUCUUUAAUCUUCCUUCCCUUCAUUUAUUUCUGUCUCUCUCUCUUUCCCUUACUUUCAUUCACAAACACUCUCUUUUCCUCUCUCUUCAUUCCUUCCUUCAUUUUUGUGGCUUCUGUUCAAUUCAAUCUUUUUUAAUAUAUUCAGUCGUUUCAAAAUCGAAAAUGCAGCUCACCAACCUUCUCGCUCUCGCUCUGUCCCUCGCAGCUGCUGAGGCUGCUCACAAGGGUUUCAACUACGGUGCUGCCAAGUCCGAUGGCAGCGUUAAAGUGCAGGCCGACUUCGAGGCCGAAUUCAAGACCGCCAAGAACCUCGAUGGCACCUCCGGAUUCAACAGUGCCAGAUUGUACACCAUGAUCGUGAGUACCCUGCUUCAUGCCUGGAAUCUCUCUUGACUUAGAUGGACUGACAGUCUUAUAGCAAGGUGGCUCCACGAACGACCCCAUCUCCGCCAUCCCCGCCGCCAUCAAGGAGAAGACCUCCCUCCUCCUCGGCCUCUGGGCCUCCGGUGGUGGCAUGGACAAUGAAAUCGCCGCCCUCAAGAACGCCAUCGAGAAGUACGGUGACGAUUUUACCAAGCUGGUCGUCGGUAUUUCUGUCGGUAGCGAGGAUCUUUACCGUAACUCGUACGAUGGUGUUCAGGCCAACGCCGGCAUUGGAAUCGGCCCCGACGAGCUCGCCGGCUACAUCAAGAAGGUCCGCUCGGCUAUCUCCGGCACCAGCCUGAGCAAGGCUUCCAUUGGUCACGUCGACACCUGGACUGCCUGGACCAACGGCUCCAACUCGGCCGUUGUCGAGGCCGUCGACUGGCUGGGUUUUGAUGGAUACCCCUUCUUCCAGAACACCAUGGACAACUCCAUCUCCGACGCCAAGAAGCUGUUCGAUGAGUCCGUUGAGAAGACCAAGGCCGUUGCCGAUGGCAAGGAGGUCUGGAUCACCGAGACCGGAUGGCCCGUUAGCGGCGACAAGCAGAACCUGGCUAUUGCCAACACCGAGAACGCUAAGAAGUUCUGGGAUGAGGUCGGGUGCCCUCUGUUCGACGAGGUUAACACCUGGUGGUACAUCCUCCAGGAUGCUGCUCCCACCACUCCCAACCCCAGCUUCGGUAUUGUCGGCAGCGAGCUCACCACCAAGCCUUUGUUCGACCUGACCUGCUCCAACAAGAACUCGACCAGCUCUUCCGGCUCCGGUUCCGGUUCUAGCUCCUCCGGCUCCUCUGGAUCGUCCGGCUCCAAGAACUCCGAGGGCUCUAGCUCCUCCGGCUCGUCUGGACACUCCUCCGGCUCCGGCUCCGGCUCGUCUUCCUCCGGUUCUUCUGGCUCCUCUUCCUCUGGGUCUGCUGGUGCCGACGCCAGCGGGUCCGUAACCGCCUCUUCCUCCGCCGCUGCCAGCACUGGUGGUUUCCGUGGACACUCUCGCCCCCCUUACAACUUCGGCAAGGGUGGCUACAACUUCACCCACGGCUACAACUCCACCCACCCCAGACCCUCUAAGACCUCCGGCUUCCACUCCGCUUCUACCUCCGGAAGCUCCUCGGGCUCUGGCUCUGGAUCCGGUUCCGGCUCCGGCUCCGGAUCUGGCAGCGGCAGCGGCAGCGGCUCUGGCUCCGACUCCUCCAGCAGCACUGGCAGCUCUCCCUCUUCUAGCAUCACUCCUUCCAGCGGUGCUGCCAGCCUUUCCACCUCCAUCUUCGGUGCUGCCGUUGCUGUCGGUGCUUUCGUCGCUCUGCUGUAAACGUUUUCUCUUCCGUCAUUUUUAUUUCUAUGAGACAUGACCGUGCAACUUGGCGCGUUGUGUCAUUUAUUUCAAAGUAAAUAUUUCCACUCGUUUGAUUGCAAACUUGCGCAUCAAAGAUUGAGAGUGCUUUUCAAAGAAUAGAGAUAUUACCAUCUUUUUCGGGUAUGCAUUUUUAUAGAUUUCAAUGGGAUUUUCGGAUUUUAGACUUCAAUGAUGCCCAACGCGGUACAUCGCCAAUAUUACGUGUAUGAUAUCUUGGUCUGCUACUGUUGCAAAGACUGUCUACCUCGGAGCUUUACUACGUACAGACUCGAAAGAUAUCUUUUUCUGGGGUAUUGCUGCAACAGUUUCUUGCUUGAUUCAUACAGGCUUUUGAUUACAUUCUAUGUACUCGGAUAUCUUUCUCUUUGACAGUCAGGCCCUACGGGUGCGAGAAGGGGCAUCUCGAAUCUCGGAACACAUGAAUCGUUAAUGCAUCCAUGUGUCUACUUAGCAGCAGCGUUCAUUCGGCCGCUCCCUGGCAUCUUCUUAUCCUCUUUCUCCGUCGUCGCCUGCAGAAAAUAUCAUGUUUAAGUAAAAUCGGCACUUAGUUUAACACCAAUCCAUCUCGAAAGGAAAUAAAAGGAAAAACAUAUAUAUGCGACCAGUAUUUCCUGUGUUACCUUACCCUUCGUAUAGACAGCACAACACUGUCCGUGAACCAAUUCUCUAUCACUUUACAACUGCAUCCUCUGACGAAACAAUAACAUAUGCUGUGCCUAGAUCUACCUGUGCCGUCCAUCGCACUUAAAUUAAAAGAUGACGUCACAUCCCGCCUACGUCGUCCCAUUCAAUCGAGUCCAUUGCGAAUGAGACUGCCCUAGAAACAGGAUUCCGUUGAAUCUUUCAUCGCCAUAUCUAAGAUGUGGAGGGACGGGUGGG
This is a messenger RNA of Aspergillus melleus, 2659 nucleotides long. RefSeq names its product GPI-anchored beta-1,3-endoglucanase EglC (gene bgt2). Gene Ontology annotation, molecular function: glucan endo-1,3-beta-D-glucosidase activity; 1,3-beta-glucanosyltransferase activity. Lineage: Eukaryota; Fungi; Ascomycota; Eurotiomycetes; Eurotiales; Aspergillaceae. Gene Ontology annotation, biological process: cell wall organization. Gene Ontology annotation, cellular component: extracellular region; cell surface; fungal-type cell wall. The transcript has a single exon. The coding region runs from base 518 to 1735 and encodes 405 amino acids. The record is from RefSeq and is a predicted model, not a curated record.